This is a messenger RNA of Dreissena polymorpha, 2627 nucleotides long. Its product is annotated as glycoprotein 3-alpha-L-fucosyltransferase A-like. Gene Ontology annotation, molecular function: alpha-(1->3)-fucosyltransferase activity. NCBI's taxonomy places the organism in Eukaryota, Metazoa, Mollusca, Bivalvia, Myida, Dreissenidae. The record is from RefSeq and is a predicted model, not a curated record. The transcript has 2 exons. The coding region runs from base 888 to 2195 and encodes 435 amino acids. Gene Ontology annotation, cellular component: membrane.
UGCACGAGGCUGGUUUCUGAUGACCUUCUUGGUACUUAAUAGGAAGAAAGACUGCCGGACAAUCGUGCUACAUUAACAAAAUUACGGUUGUAGAACGUUUUCGGACUUCCCGUGCGCAGUUUUAUACAAGCAAGGCUGAAACGAAGACGUUCUCAUCUGCGGCGGUUAAAGCGGACUUACGACGGAAAGUACAUAUACCUAACAAAAAAGCAAAUUUAAAACACCAACGAAAGAAUACAUACGAAACAAACAUCAUAUCGUUAUGAGAAUUAUUAAUAAAAUUCGAUGUUUCGUUUAAAAAAAUGACUUGCUGUUUACACAUGUGAGCAAUCGCCAGCGGACGAUAUUGGAAACCCUAUGAAAUGUUUAAUCCUUGUAAUAAAGUAUCUGAGUCCAACUGCGAUCAGACUAAAACGAUUUAACCGUUAAAUUGAUCACCAUGUUCCCAUCAUUAGACAAACGCAAUUUUAAAUAUAUUAUUUGACGAUCAAUCAAGAACCCAUAUUGAGAUUCCCGGCAGCAAGUUGGCAGGACGAUCCGUCACCAAUGCAGUGGGGUUACGUUAAAUAGAACUACGCUCCUAAAUUUUCAAUGGAAACUCUAAAAUCAUGUCUUUGACAUCUCUUACUGGGGAAACAUGAUUUAAGCUGAAUGAAUUAUGCAUAAUGGUAUAAAACCAGGCUUUAAAAACAGAAAUUGUCCAAGAGAUUUUAAAACCAAAAUGAUCGAUUUAGAUUUUACUGUGACACUUUGAUCGAAUUUUCACGGAGAGGAAUAGUGUGUAUUUGACAACAGGAUUGAAUACCACUUUCAACGAGUGUCUGCCUUCCGUCGUUAGAUUACGUUUAAGCAAAGGACAAGACUUGUUGGUUAAAAACAAAAUAAAUAUGAAGUGCCGAAGAAUUCACAAAAAGUUGAUAAUGCCUAUUGGAUUAUUUAUAGCUUUAUCUUUAGCGCUCAAUAUUGUUCCACAGAAUCGAAUCCUACAAAAAAACGUGAUAAUCUUUCGUUUUCCACAUUUGAACUCAACGUUUUCUCCGAACCAGUCCACAACAGUUUUAACUCGGAGCAGUGAACCAGUCCACAUAUGGCAACUACAUCCGUUCGAUGAUAGAAUAUUAAUGCAGGCCGAAUUCCGACCAAAUGUGGACUUCGAUAGUUUGCCUCCUAAACGAAUACUACUAGCGGCGGGUCUGGAUGGUUGGGGAGUAAAUGAGGGGAACAAGGCAUUCGUCGAACACCAGUGUCCUGUGCAAAACUGCCAUCUCCAUGAAUACCCGCCGUAUAAGAAAAUUAUCGACGCGCGGAUAUUUAAAGAAAUGGAAAUAUACGAAGACAUGUCCAAGGAUGCUCAGUCAAUCGUUCCGCGACAUCCAGAUCAAAUCUGGAUCAUGUUUGGGCUGGAGAGUCCGGAGGCUAGUCCGAACUACGCAAAUGUUCAUGACGUCAUCAACUGGACCGCCACCUACCGGUACGAUUCCACAAUGGUGACACCAUACGACAAGUUUCAAACUUACACAAAUUUUACGAAACUUUCUGACUAUAAACCAAUUAAAAACUUUGCCGCCUCCAAAAUAAAGAUGGCUGCUAUUUUUAUGUCCAAUUGCUACGCAGCUAACAACAGACUGGAUGUUGUGAAAGAACUUCAAAAAUUUAUAGACAUAGAUUUUUAUGGACAUUGUGGGACAUUAACGUGUGAGCGAGGAAAGGAAAAUAUAUGCUUUAAAAAACUCAGAGACGAGUACAAGUUCUAUUUGUCGUUUGAAAAUGCAAACUGUCGGGACUAUAUCACCGAAAAACUGUUCUUAAAUGCAUUACGGAACGACGUUGUUCCGGUCGUAAUGGGUGCGCACCCCGAUGACUACCGAAGGGUGGCGCCACCGGGCUCUUACAUUCACGUGGAGGACUUCCGGUCAGUAGAGGAGCUCGCUAAUUACCUAAAAUUCCUCGACAAAAACGACGACGAGUACAACAAGUACUUCCGCUGGAAGCAGACUGGUUCGUUUGUUGAUACAAAAUUCUGGUGCCGGAUUUGUUCGUUACUAUGGGACCCUAAAAAGCCUCGAAUGUCGGUGCCUGAUUUGGACAAAUGGUGGCAUGGGAAAGGCGUCUGCAUCGGCAGACGACGCUGGGACGACGUAGGACAGCAGAACUUGACUUCAAGCGUUGAUCCUGCUGUCUAUUACAGAGCUUGAAACUAUUUUAAUAAAAUAAUUUACAUGCAUACACAUUAAACUUCAACUCGUAGUAUCGUCCCCGUGAAAAGACUGGAUGGAAUAGUGUAUAGGAAAAAUACUUAAAAGCAUGUGUAUGCAUUUUCAAUUUCAUAGUAAUUGGUUAUUUUUAUAUUGUUGACAACGCAUAACUGACAUAGCCUCCUUUGUGAUAUGGCCGGCUUCCUUGUUAAGAUGACUAAAAAAAUGAAAAUAUACUCACAAGGUUGUGAAAAUGUGUGUAUGUGCAGUUAAAAAACGAAUCUUCCCUUGAGUAUUACAUUUGUCGGAAUUUGGACUUAUAUUGCAAACUUUUUAAGUAAGAUCUUAUUCUACAUUUUACACGCCUGUGUUACAUGUUUCACUCUCUUAAAUCAGUUCAAUUAUCUGUAUAAUGUUGAAAGCGAACCUAUC